Molecule: messenger RNA, 1080 nt
Organism: Eucalyptus grandis
Lineage: Eukaryota; Viridiplantae; Streptophyta; Magnoliopsida; Myrtales; Myrtaceae
Exons: 2
Coding region: 229-849 (206 amino acids)
Molecular function (GO): nucleic acid binding; zinc ion binding
Source: RefSeq, a predicted model, not a curated record
AGUAAUAUAGUUGACAUGGUAACUCAUAUUGAUACAGUCAGAGAACUAUGGGAGUAUUUGAAUGUGCUGUAUUCUGGGCAAGAUAAUUUGUCACGGAUUUAUGAGCUAUCAUAGGAGUUUUAUCGAUUUGAAAGAAAGGGGCGCUCUAUUACUCAGUGCUUUGCAGACUUUAAGAGAUUGUAUGAGGAGUUGAAUGCUGUUCUCCCUAUUUCAGAUGAUGUUCAACAAAUGCAACGUCAAAGGGAACAAUUGGCUGUAAUGGGAUUCUUAGGAUGUCUUGGUUCUGAAUGUGAAAAUGUUAGGUCUCAAAUUCUUGGAGGAGAGAAUAUAGCAUCACUCACAGAUACAUUUGCUCGAGUUCUUCAAGUAUCUCGUGAGUCCUCUCAAGAUACUACAUCUAUGGUGGGGAGUUCAGCCCUUGUCUCCCAGACUCGAACUGGUAGUGGUAAUAGGAGUGAUGGAGGAACCCGUGGCGGGUAUAGUGGGCGUGGUGUCCAAGGAGGAGGCCGAGGCAUUGGAAUAGGGAGAGGUCAAGGUAAUCAACAUCCUUAUGGACAAUUCCAUAUAUCUACUGAUAAUUCGGGAACUACACGAGUUUGUCAUUACUGUGGCAAACCUGGUCAUAUUCAAAAAUUUUGCUACAAGCUACAUGGGAGACCAGGGCAGCAACACCAGUUUGCUAAUACUGUGUCUAAUAUUGACCCUACUCCACAGUCAUCUGAAGACAAGGUGGUGGUUAUGUCUGGUGAGGAAUAUGCUCGGUACACACGGUCUCAAAUCUCACAGCCUGUUUCUUCCACUGCUACUUUGGCUCAGACAGGAUCUGGCUACGAAGAAGACGAUUGGUAGAGGACGUGAGGAAGGGGGGCUGUAUGUACUUGAAGAUGCUUCUUCAGUUGCUUGCACAAGUGUUGCGUCCCCACAUCAAAUCCAUUGUCGUCUUGGUCAUCCUUCUCUACGUAGUCUUCAAGAGUUAGAUUCUAGUUUUCAAUCUCUUUCUAGUCUAGAGUGCGAGUCAUGCCAACUUGGCAAAUUACAUCGUGUUAGUUAUACACCUCGAGUCAUUAAACGAUCAGCAUC